Messenger RNA from Alnus glutinosa, 1277 nucleotides. RefSeq lists its product as uncharacterized. The transcript has 7 exons. The record is from RefSeq and is a predicted model, not a curated record. Bases 176 to 910 code for a protein of 244 amino acids. NCBI's taxonomy places the organism in Eukaryota, Viridiplantae, Streptophyta, Magnoliopsida, Fagales, Betulaceae.
AGAGGAUAAUACCAAUGCAUAUCUCGAGAGACAAAGUGCGACUAAAAAGUUUGAAACUAAAGCCGACCAAAAAAAAUCUGUUCCUUUUUAUUAGGAUUAAGCCAAAGCCACCAUGAAAUCCCCAGUAGACCAUCCAAAACCACUGUUAUAGAUUUGUGCAGCUUUCAUAUUUGCCAUGACUUCACUUCUGCAAAGCUUUGUUAAUAUCUCAGCCUUAAAGUUUGAAUCUUUGCACAAUCGUAAGACAUUCAAGAAACCCAUUAGAUUUUACUCCCUAUCAAGAGCAAAAACAGCUUCUUUGCAUCACAACGGGUUCAAAGUGAGGGCUUACGGGGAGAGGUGGUCUUUCUUGGGUGGAAGUGGGCGUGAGGGUGUGAUUUUGGCGGAGGAGGAGAGGUGGAAGAGGAAUAAAAGGGUGGUUUUGGUGAGGUUUAAUCAGAGGUUUGGUUUUAAUGGUGGAGGUGGUGGGGGAGAUAAUGGUGCCACUGCUAGAGUUCUGGGAAAUCUUGCUCUGGCUAUUGGGUUGACAUAUCUUUCAAUGACUGGGCAGCUUGGUUGGCUUCUGGAUGCAAUUGUUUCCAUUUGGCUCUUUGCAGUGCUUAUACCGAUCGUUGGGUUGGGUGCUUUUCUCUGGUGGGCUGGACGGGAUAUGAUUCAAGGCACUUGCCCGAACUGUGGAAAUGCUUUUCAAGUUUUCAAAUCUACUCUAAAUGAUGAUUUGCAGCUAUGCCCUUUCUGCACUCAACCUUUCUCUGUGGUGGGCGACGAAUUUGUAAGUGAUUCGGUGAAGUUCUCCAAUCAAUCGACAACAUUUGGGCAGGCUUUCAAUGAUUUUUCCCGUUCUAAAAAAGGAAAAGAUUCUUCUAUGGCAGUGGUUGAUGUUGAAGCAGAAGUAAAAGAUGCAGACUGAAACCGCAUAACCAUUAUACCCCGCCAGUGAAUAUUUUUCCCUUGUGCCUUCAAGACACAUCCUCAGAAAUUCCAUGCCUGAGCCUCUGAAGGAGGUAUAUAUAUCACACUGAACUGGAGACACACUUGAUGAACAUGACCCGUAUUGCUAGAGAGGAACGGUUAGUUAAGUGGCAUUGCAGCUGUAAUAUAAGUUUUGACAGUGAUGUCUCUUGUAUUAUAUUUCUGUAUAUCAUUUGUUGGAAAAAAAAAAAAAAAGGUUUGUUAAUGUCUUAAUUCCUAUGGAUCUAUGGUCUUGUGUUCCUGUGUAUUUUUUGAGCUUGUUUGGUAAUGUGCAUGGAAUCUGCUGAUGUAUUGCAUCAGAAAAA